UGGGUUAGACCCGGAUUUGUAAAAGCCAUAGCCUUAUAUAGCGGACUUGUCGCUUCUUAGAAGAAAAUAUAAAAUCCAAAACACUUUUUUGACUAAAACUACUACCUCAAUGACCUCUCUGUGUCGCCCUCCCUAUUCUAUAAUAAAAAAUAAAAAAAAACAACUGAUUUUUCCCCCUUAUAUUCUUGAUUAUGUAGCGUCUUGACCCAUAUAUUGAAUCCGAAAUUUCUAGGGUUUCUUGUACCAAUCCAUUUUCAAAUUCUGUUACUUUCUCGUGUCUGUUUCUAUAACGAACCACCGAUUUGUUUUGUGUGCAUAUAUUUUUUUGCUUUUGCGGCAGAAUUUACCAGUUUUGCCUCUGAAUUCGAAGGACAUUUUGACUCAUAAGGAAUGGAACCCUAAGGCGCAAUGAAAAUGGAACGAUUUUGUUAGUUUCUUUCGUAAUUCAAUACAUUUGAUGUGAUGAGGAAGAAGAGGAAAGGAAGUGAAACUGAAGCAAGCGAGGAUGUACAAAAUGAAUUAACACCUACCCAUGAGACGAAAUCAUCAAAUCUCAGGUCCCAUUAUUCUCUAGAAGAUUACAAUAGACUAAAGAAGAGAUGCAAAGAAAAUGCUUGUAGCGAACCCGUUAGUUCUUGCAAAAGUAGGCUUGCAGGCAUUGCUACCGCUCCACCUUUUGGUGCGUCAUCAUCCUUGGUGCCACCUGGAAGAGGUCUCAAAAGGAAAAUUGGGUGCAUAGAUACUGCUACUCAGACAGGUAGAAAGAAUAAGAUUGAGGAUGACUAUGUUGCAGGUGCCACUAUUGGUCGUGGCAAAUUUGGGUCCGUUUGGUUAUGUAAGUCCAAGGCAACUGGAGUAGAAUUUGCUUGUAAGACCUUGCGGAAAGGGGAGGAGACAGUCCAUAGGGAGGUGGAGAUAAUGCAGCACUUGUCUGGCCAUCCUGGGGUGGUGACAUUGCAUGCUGUUUACGAAGAGUCGGAUUGCUUCCAUCUUGUGAUGGAAUUAUGCUCUGGGGGACGUUUGAUCGACCAGAUGAUGGAAGAGGGUCAGUAUUCGGAACAACGGGCUGCUACUAUAUUCAAAGAUGUGAUGUCAGUUAUCAGUUAUUGCCAUGAUAUGGGAGUUGUGCAUAGAGAUAUAAAACCAGAGAAUGUACUUCUCAUGAGAUCAGGAAAGCUAAAGCUAGCUGAUUUUGGUCUGGCCAUGAGAAUUUCAAAUGGUCAGACACUGUCUGGUUUGGCUGGAAGUCCAGCAUACGUUGCCCCAGAAGUUUUGUCUGGCAAUUAUUCUGAGAAGGUUGAUGUAUGGAGUGCUGGUGUCCUCCUACAUGCUCUCUUGGUUGGUGUUCUUCCAUUUCAAGGGGACUCCUUAGAAGCUGUUUUUGAAGCAAUCAAGAACGUAAAGCUUGAUUUCCACGCAGGAUUAUGGAAGUCUGUAUCUAAGCCUGCUCGUGAUCUUGUUUCAAGAAUGCUGACUAGGGAUGUCUCAGCAAGGAUAACUGCAGAUGAAGUGCUAAGGCACCCAUGGAUUUUGUUCUACACAGAGCGCACAUUAAAGAUGCUGUCUAUCAAAUCAAAAUUGAAGAAUCAAGUUGGACCAACUCCUUGCCGACCAGAGGUACAUGGAAACAAAGUAGAAAGUGGCUCUCCUGGUGUGGAUUCAAAUAAUCAUUCGCCAUCCGAUAGUCUAAGCAGCAAGUCAGAAGAGCAGGAUGAAUGCGGUGUGGUGGAUGCAUUGGCGGUGGCAAUUUCUCAUGUGAAGAUUUCAGAGCCAAAGAGGAGCAGAGUCUGCGGGCCUGCAGGCCCAAUAGAGCAGCAGCAUUCAUCUAACCUGACAGCUAACAAUCUCUGUAGAGCAUUUUGAUUCUGACAUGCUAACAACAUUUUCUCCACUGUUUUUUGAAGCUGGGGAUUAAAAUUAACAUGCCCUGGUGCAAUAUACAGUGGGCAAUGAAGGUUACAGGUCGGCUUAGCCAUAUAAUUUCAAGGUGGUGUUUUAUCCUCCAAUGGAUAUGACUGUAAUUGUUCUUAUAUUCGCAAACUAACCUAAUAAUGGUUAUACCCUGAUAAGAAUGAGGAAAUUUAUGUACAGUUUCUUCUGUAAAUAACAUUUUAGCGGGAAAUUUUAUGAUUUAGGUUAUUUCUUUA
Messenger RNA from Jatropha curcas, 2147 nucleotides. It is a transcript of the gene PEPKR2, whose product is annotated as phosphoenolpyruvate carboxylase-related kinase 2. Gene Ontology annotation, biological process: protein phosphorylation. The record is from RefSeq and is a predicted model, not a curated record. Lineage: Eukaryota; Viridiplantae; Streptophyta; Magnoliopsida; Malpighiales; Euphorbiaceae. Gene Ontology annotation, molecular function: protein kinase activity; ATP binding.